AGUUCCUCGCGGAAUAUUACAGCAUUUAGGUACAUAAAAUCACAAAUGGAAUUCAAUUACCUACUUGUAAAUUAACGCGAGAACUGCGAAAAUCAAGUAUUCAAAAUGUUACUACAGAUUUAUGUUAUUUUGGUUAUUUUAACGUUCGUUCAAGUCUUGAAUGGAGUCAGCAGCAUAGAUGAAAUGGAUUUAAAGAGUAAUUGCAAAGCAAUACAUACCACCUCGGAGCGUUGCGAACAUGUUUUUCCAUUUUCAAAAAGUAACGGAGGAGAAGUAACCUUGUUAUUUUACGUGAAAUGCGACGGAUAUGCUGGCAUAUUGCUUUCGCCAACGUCAAACUUGCCAACAUCAUUUGAGGAACAAAAAAACCUGUACCAGAUAAUUUUGGGUACACAUGGAAAUACACAGACACACAUUUUUAACAGGAUAAGCCAAUUUAGCGGUCAGUGGCAUAAUGAGAUAAAUAUUACUUCACCGGUUGAAUGGCGCGAAUUUUGGAUCCGUGUAUCUUCGGAUGGAAUCAUUCAAGUAGGAAAGGGUAGAGAAAAAAAUGCUUUCUUGAAUUGGAAACCACCGAUUCCGUAUCCAAUCAACUAUUAUAGCUUUUUUACUUAUGGUAAUGACGACGUAUAUUGGUUUCAUCAAUGCACCGAUCAAAUUGAAAAAAAUCCAUGUAAUCCUUCGCCAUGCGGGCCAAACAGUGAAUGUCGAGUAGAAGAUAUUUGGGCAGUAUGUUCUUGCCAGAACAACUACUUUGGGUCGCCUCCGACGACGAUGUGUACACGCGAAUGCAAAUCAGACUCUGAGUGCCCGCAGAACAAAGCCUGCCGAGAGUUAAAAUGUCAGGAUGUAUGUGUAGGAAAGUGCGGUUAUAAUGCACAAUGUCAAAUGAUUAAUCAGGAGCCUAUAUGCAGUUGUAAGCAAGGAUUUACAGGAAACCCAUUCGUGCACUGCAUAAAAGAAGAAGAUUUGAAGAGUGAUUGCAAAGCAAUACAUACAAAAUCAUACAAUUAUGAAAAUUUUUUUCCGGUUUCUAAAAAUAACGGAGGAGAAAUAACGUUGUCAUUUUACGUGAAAGGCAAACGAGACGUUCACAUAUUACUUUCGCCAAGCGCAAACUUGUCAACAUCAAAGGAACAAGAAAAGGUGUACGAGAUAGUUUUGGGUGUUAACAAAAAUGAAUAUUCAACAAUCCGAAAGAAUCGAGGAUUUGGAAACCUCGGGAUUCAUUUUGAGACAAAUAUUACUUCGCCGGAUGAAUGGCGUGAAUUUUGGAUCCGUGUAUCUUCGGAUGGAAUCAUUCAAGUAGGAAAGGGUGGAGAAAAUUAUGGUUUCUUGUAUGGGAAAGAUUCAGAUCCAUAUCCAAUCAACUAUUAUAGCUUUUCCAGUUAUGGUGAUGCCGACGUAUAUUGGUUCCAUCAAUGCACCAAUGGAAUUGGUUUAAAGAGUAAUUGCAAAGCAGUACAUACCACCUCGAACAUUUGCAAAAACUUUUUUCCAUUUUCAAAAAGUAACGGAGGAGAAGUAACCUUGUUAUUUUACGUGAAAUGCGACGGAUAUGCUGGCAUAUUGCUUUCGCCAACGUCAAACUUGCCAACAUCACUUGAGGAACAAAAAAACCUGUACCAGAUAGUUUUGGGUAUAGAUAAAAAUACAUGCGCAAACAUUAUUACAAGGAUAAGCCAUUUUAGCAAGCAGGAGCAUAAUGAGAUGAAUAUUACUUCACCGGUUGAAUGGCGCGAAUUUUGGAUCCGUGUAUCUUCGGAUGGAAUCAUUCAAGUAGGAAAGGGUAGAGAAAAAAAUGCUUUCUUGUAUUGGAAACCACCGAAUCCGUAUCCAAUCAACUAUUAUAGCUUUUUUACUCAUGGUAAUGCCGACGUAUAUUGGUUUCAUCAAUGCACCGAUCAAAUUGAAAAAAAUCCAUGUAAUCAUUGGUCAUGCGGGCCAAACAGCGAAUGUCGAGUAGAAGAUAUUUGGGCAGUAUGUUCUUGCCAGAACAACUACAUUGGGUCGCCUCCAAAGACGAUGUGCAGACCCGAAUGCAAUUCAGACUCUGAGUGCCCGCAGAACAAAGCCUGCCGAGAGUUAAAAUGUCAGGAUGUAUGUGCAGGAAAGUGCGGUAGUAAUGCACAAUGUCAAAUGAUUAAUCACGAGCCUAUAUGCAGUUGUAAGCCAGGAUUUACAGGAAACCCAUUCGUGUACUGCAUAAAAGAAGAAAAAAAUCCAUGUAAUCCUUCGCCAUGCGGGCCAAACAGUGAAUGUCACAAAGAAGAUAAUCGCGCUGUAUGUUCUUGCCAGAACAACUACUUCGGUUCGCCUCCAAAGACAAUGUGCAGACCCGAAUGCAAUUCAGACUCUGAGUGCCCGCAGAACAAAGCCUGCCGAGAGUUAAAAUGUCAGGAUGUAUGUGUAGGAAAGUGCGGUAAUAAUGCACAGUGUCAAAUGAUUAAUCACGAGCCUAUAUGCAGUUGUAAGCCAGAAUUUACAGGAAACCCAUUCGUGUACUGCAUAAAAGAAGAAAAAAAUCCAUGUAAUCCUUCGCCAUGCGGGCCAAACAGUGAAUGUCACAAAGAAGAUAAUCGCGCUGUAUGUUCUUGCCAGAACAACUAUUAUGGGUCGCCUCCAAAGACAAUGUGCAGACCCGAAUGCAAUUCAGACUCUGAGUGCCCGCAGAACAAAGCCUGCCGAGAGUUAAAAUGUCAGGAUGUAUGUGUAGGAAAGUGCGGUAAUAAUGCACAGUGUCAAAUGAUUAAUCACGAGCCUAUAUGCAGUUGUAAGCCAGAAUUUACAGGAAACCCAUUCGUGUACUGCAUAAAAGAAGAAAAAAAUCCAUGUAAUCCUUCGCCAUGCGGACCAAACAGUGAAUGUCACAAAGAAGAUAAUCGCGCUGUAUGUUCUUGCCAGAACAAAUACUUUGGUUCGCCUCCAACAACAGUGUGCAGACCCGAAUGCAAUUCAGACUCUGAGUGCCCGCAGAACAAAGCCUGCCUAGACUUAAAAUGUCUGGAUGUAUGUGUAGGAAAGUGCGGUAAUAAUGCACAGUGUCAAAUGAUUAAUCAUGAGCCUAUAUGCAGUUGUAAGCAAGGAUUUACAGGAAACCCAUUCGUGUACUGCAUAAAAGAAGAAGAUGGUUCUAUCAAGAUGUUACUGAUCUGCGUGUUCAUAAUAAUGUUAUUAUUCUCAAUAAUAAUAAUUGGUACUGUUUUUUGCUGCAUAUACAAGAGGGAAAUGAAAAAAAGAAAAGGAGAAAUUGCAAACAUGACACGACUGGUAAAAAAGAUCGUUGUUCAAAAACAAAUUGAUUCCAAUGGUGAUUUUCAGGAUAUCAUGAGCAUGCCUGUUGUUUCAAUUCAACAUUUAAUAAGUGGAAAAGAUACAAGUGGAAUGAUAUCGGAUGGAGAAUAUGAAAUGUCAUUAGAUGAACGUUGGGAAUAUCCUCGAAAGAACUUGCGCACAAUAAAACUUUUGGGACAAGGCGACUUUGGACAGGUUGUUCAAGCUGAAGCGAGCAAUAUUUUAGGACAGGAAAACGGAACUACAAUUGUAGCGGUGAAAAUGCUCAAAGACAAUCAUACUGACUCGGACAUGAUAGAUUUGGUAUCUGAAAUGGAGGUACUAAAAGUUCUAGGAAACCACCCAAACAUCCUACGGCUGCUUGGCUGCUGCAGCCAAGGGGGACCCUUGCUUUUAAUCACAGAGUAUGCUGAUAAUGGAAACUUGAAACAUUUUCUUGAAAGACACCACCAUCAACCUACCGAACAGACAGAAAUUACUCUUUUGACUUAUGCUCAUCAAAUUGCAAAUGGGAUGACUUACCUAGCUUCUAUGAAGUGCAUUCACAGAGAUUUGGCUGCUCGAAACAUUCUUGUAACAGCGGACUACACGAUGAAAAUAGCGGAUUUUGGCCUAACUAGAAAUGUAACAGACUCGGAGUACUACAGGAAAACAACAGAAGGUAGACUUCCUAUAAAAUGGAUGGCACCUGAAACUUUAUUUGACAACAAAUACUCCAUAAAAUCUGACGUGUGGUCUUAUGGAGUACUAUUAUGGGAAAUUAUGACUCAUGGUGACAAUCCGUACCCUUCUGUUAAAACCCUCGCUGGAAUGCUUCGCGUGUUGAAUGAGAAUCGUCGCCUGGAAAAGCCCCCAAACGCGUCAACAGAUGUGUACAAUUUAAUGUUGGAUUGUUGGAAAUAUGAACCUGGCCAACGUCCAAAUUUCUCAAAUAUUGUUGAACGACUAACUGAAUUAUCAACAAAUGCUGAGAUGGUCAACGAAUCGUCUGAUGAAUCUGAUUUAAAAAGCAUAAUUUCUACAACAACCCCCACUGAAUUGGACGAAUUGAUUACAAAGUGCUCGUAUGAUGACUGAUGAGAAAGAUUAAGUAUUUUUGCAAGUGUAACAGUAAAUAUUAAGUUAAUGUUAGAAUAAUUAAUUAGAUGAAAUGUUAGGUUUUAAGAUAUAGGUAUUAAAAUUAGACAUUCGAUCGUUCUUUCAUUAUUUUUUGUAUAAAUUAAUGUUGCAUCGGAAAUAGAAGGGUUUUAAUGUUGUGGGAAGGAAGACUCUCCAAGAAUUAUAAUGUACUUAAUAAUAAUCCACAUAGGAUAGUUUAUUUAAAAAAAUUAUGAAUCACAUCUCUCAUGUGUUUAAGAAAUCUUCCAAGAAAUCCGUAGCAUGAAAAUUCAGCCUUCCACUUCUUGUAUAUUAUUCAUAUAUCCUCUUGUGUGUUAUAUACAUAAGAACUCAUAUAUCCUCUUAUAUGUUAUUCAUUUAUAUCCUCUUGUAUGUUAUUUUACAUAAGAUGUUGUUAUUAGGUGCUAUUGACCAAACUUUAAUUUAGUAGGUAGGUAUAUAAGCCCAUCGUCAAUGUUGUAUAGAUAGGUCAUAGGUGUGUUUGAUAACGUAUUGGGAAACAAGACAAUUUCUAAUGUGGUAUAGAUGGCUAUAAUCUGGGAAGUUUCUGUCUAAUUGAAUAAAUUGGAUGCUAGAUUGCGUUACUUGAAACAAGAUUCGUGUGUGUUGUUAGAACUUUUGAAUCUUGCUUCAAGUAACUUAUGAAUUUUCGUUAUGUAGAACAGACGUAUUUUUCCACGUUGAUUUUCUAUAAUAUUUUUUGAUUUAUGCAAUUAUGUUUCGAAUGUGAUAUUUCUACACAUUAUAAUGAUUUUUAGAGUGAA
This is a messenger RNA of Planococcus citri (citrus mealybug), 5177 nucleotides long. RefSeq lists its product as uncharacterized. Gene Ontology annotation, molecular function: ATP binding; protein tyrosine kinase activity. Gene Ontology annotation, biological process: protein phosphorylation. Lineage: Eukaryota; Metazoa; Arthropoda; Insecta; Hemiptera; Pseudococcidae. Bases 106 to 4371 code for a protein of 1421 amino acids. The transcript is spliced from 17 exons. The record is from RefSeq and is a predicted model, not a curated record.